AUGCUGUCCGAAAAGGGCCCAAGCUUGCUCCUUCAAGGCGGCAGGAGGACAAUUGGCCUCCUUUUAAUUGCCGCUGCCUUCUUUUUCCUCCUCCUCACAUACAUCAGCAUCCCAUCUUAUCCAAGACUUCCACCCGCUACUUUGACGACAUCGUCCACCCAAUCCAGACCAAAUCCGGCCCGGCCGAUACCAGAAGCGCCGAAACCCCACACAGUCAGCGUGUAUGAGGCCGCCUCAAACGGUACCGUCGGCCUCGACUCCCUAAUUUUCCUCAACCUCCCGCAUCGCCACGAUCGAUUCGAUGCCGUGGCGAUCCAAGCACAUUUGUCAAAACUGAAAAUCACCCGCUUCCCUGCCGUCGACGCGUCGCAACUGAAAAACUCGGGCAUGCCACCUGCCGAAGGCAAUUACGUCCUCAAGGAGGGCGAGAAGGGCUGCUUCCGUGCGCACGCCAACGUGUGGCAGCACAUGUUGGAGAAUGACAUAGCCGCCACGCUGGUUUUUGAGUCAGACGCCGGCUGGGACAUCAACUUCAGACAAAUCAUGGGUAAAUUGAAUGGAGGCUUCCGCAACCUGCUGCAGAAGGAAUACCCAGAUAAUCGCGAGCUUUUUCAAGAAAACCCCGACGACCCCUGGCUGGCCCGCUCGGGCACGUGGGAUAUAUUAUCCCUUGGACACUGUGUUGACCAACGAACCAACGGUCAAUAUGUCGUCUACGACGACCCCCACGCCCCGAAUACCGACUACAAAUUUGGUCUCGAAAUGGGCGAUGUGCUGCUCAACCACAAAAGGAUCGUAUUCCGUACAAACGCCCUGUUCUGCACAACAGGUUACCUGGUCUCGCUCUCGGGAGCUGCACGCAUGCUCGUCCGCAUGGCUUGGAAUUUCGACGUGCCGGUAGACGUCAUCAUGAACCAAAUGAUCAACGCCGGAGAGUUGCGGGCGUACAGCAUGCAACAGAGGCCCGUGGUUCAGUGGAGCUACAUCUCGGGUAUCGGCAAGGGUACCAGCAACAGCGACAUUCAAAGCGAUGGCAGACCUGAGGAGGGCAACGCAGAGGGUUGGGACCGGGCCAAGAAAGAUCGGAGCGUCUACGACUAUCACGGCGGGUAUGCCGAUGCCAGCUUAGUAGAAUUUGCUCUCAACGAGGCCUGGCAUCGCAUUAUUGGCAACAACUAG
Pyricularia grisea is the source of this 1179-nucleotide messenger RNA. RefSeq lists its product as uncharacterized. Bases 1 to 1179 code for a protein of 392 amino acids. Lineage: Eukaryota; Fungi; Ascomycota; Sordariomycetes; Magnaporthales; Pyriculariaceae. The transcript has a single exon. The record is from RefSeq and is a predicted model, not a curated record.